AUGGCUGAUGUUGAACUUCUCAAGGCCGAACUAGCAAAGACCCAUAGACUGGGAAAGUUCAUCAAAGCCUGGGACCCGCAGGUAAUGGGCGUCAAGGAUGCCAAACCUCGUACCGUCACAGAUGGUCACAUCGUCUCCGAUAUGGAUGUUGCCAUCCCAGUUAGAGACGGCACAAUCCUGCGAGGCAACAUUUACCGGUCUCGUCACCUGGAGGGCACGAAACUGCCCGCGAUCUUCAACUACAGCGUCUACAGCAAAGACGGCGCCACCGACAUUGCAGUUUUCCCACCAAGUGCAGGCCUCGACAAAGCUCGCAUCACCAAAGACUACGAGUUCGAAGCGGCGGAUCCGGGAUGGUGGUGUUCUCGCGGGUACAUUGUUGCCAGCAUAGAUGCCAGGGGUUGUUUUCAGUCGGAUGGCGACAAGAGUUACUACUCUCGAGAUGUCGGAAUCGAUGGAUACGAUCUUGUCGAAUGGCUUGCAAAGCAGAGUUGGUCAAAUGGCAAGGUUGCCUUGUAUGGAGCCAGUGGCUAUGCAAUGGUGCUUUGGCUCGUAGCAGCUGAACAACCUCCAUCCCUUGCGGCAAUCAUUCCAAUUGACGGCAUGACUGACAUGUAUCGCGAAAUGGCUUUGAAAGGCGGAAUUCCCGAAACCCAGUUCAGUGCCGUCUAUCCGUACUUCUUCAACUGGGGAAAGAAUUACGUCGAGGAUACGACGGAUGGGGCCAAGACGCACCCAUUCUUCGAUGAGUACUGGCAAAGCAAGAUCCCAGCUCUCUCUCAAAUCACAGCCCCGGCAUACAUCAUUUGCGGGUGGGGAGAUCAUGCUAUACACACACGUGGGACACUCAACGCUUGGGAGAAAAUUGCUUCUCAGGCCAAGUAUCUUGAGAUCCAUCAAUAUCAAAAAUGGGAGUGGUCGGUUACUGAAGAGUCGCUGGCCCGCCAGAAGGCUUUCCUCGAUCAUUAUCUGCUCGGGCUAUCGACAGAGAUUCAGUACUGGCCCAAAGUUCGUUACACCAUGAGGGAGCGCUACUACACUGGGGAGUGGCGAUACAGUGACGCAUUCCCAAUUCCAGAAACCCAGUAUACGCAGUACUUCCUGACCCCAAGCUUUGGCUUGAGCAAGGUUUCUCAGCGCGCGGAGAGCCAAACAUCACACGAUGCGAGAGAGGGUGAAGUUGCCUUCGAGCUUCCUCUUCGAAACUCCCUUGAGUUUGCAGGCCAUUCCAAGCUCAAACUCUGGGUCGAAGUGACUGAUGGUGGCGACAACCUGGAUCUUUUCAUAACUUUGCGAAAGAAGGAUAAAGAUGGAAAUGAUGUGUACUUCCCAUGGAUCACAGUUGUCGAUACCGGCCCCAUUGGUUUCGGUUGGCUUCGAGCCUCUCGACGCGAGUUGGAUGAGACAGCCUCGACCCCGUGGAAACCAGUUCAUCUCCAUCGAAGAGAUCUGGAGCCUCUCAAAGCCGGAGAUGUGGUGCCUGUGGAGAUUGAGAUACAGCCCACGAGCUGUCGAUUCCGGGCGGGAGAGCGACUUAGCCUCGUAGUCUCUGGACACGACUACGGCAAGUACCCGCCAGGUGCUCCUAUCCCCAGGCAUAAUUCCACAAUCAACAAAGGACGCCAUGUCAUCCAUUUUGGCGGGAAAUACGACUCGCAUCUGUUGUUGCCCAUUAUACCACCGGUCAAGGAAGCGUAUAGCCAAAAGAGGCCCCUCGUCAAGAUGACCAUUGCAUGUAGACGGAUCCCCGGUUGGGCGGAAGAUAAGUUUCUUGAGGAAUACACAAGUGUCCAUGCUGCAAUGACGAAGCAUAUCUCUGACGUGGUUCCCAUCCUCCGGAACUACACUCAGGCCGUUGCACUCCCUCACUGCAGUAUUCCAGGCGUUCCGAACGGGGGUCUAGAACCUUGGGAUGCGGUGACGACGCUAGGGUGGACAUCAUUGAAAGGUCUAUGGGGCUCAUUCCAAGCUCCCGAGUACAAAGCUUCUGCUGGUAAACACGAAUUCGCAGACACUUCAGCACAGACAGGCAUCCUCAGUCAAAGUUUUGCGGAGAGUCUGUUUGACCCUAUCCUCUUUGAGCAGCGUGGAACCAAAGCAGCAUUGCUGCUGGUCUUCCUAGCGAAGUCUCAAGACGCAACCUACAUCGAAAACGACCUUACUAGUCGAGCAGCGUCCAUCACAGAACUCGGAGCCGGUACAUCUUUGAUGAGAUAUGUCCUCAACCGGGAAGUCACCCCCGAGGAUACUACCAGUUUUUUCGCCGGAACGCCUUUUGCCACUUCCGACUGGCACACGAUGGCUGCCUUCGAGCAGUACUGGUUCCCAGACCGAGCCUCCGCGGCAAAAUUCCUAAGCGAGAAGAACAAGCUAGAAACUCUUUUCAAGAAGUUGCCAAAUUCUUUUGACGCAGAGAAGUCUUUUGCGGUGAUCGGAGAUGAGAAUAUCGUGGUGAAGAAGGAUUUGGAGUUCUAG
Messenger RNA from Colletotrichum lupini, 2475 nucleotides. Its product is annotated as CocE/NonD family Hydrolase. Lineage: Eukaryota; Fungi; Ascomycota; Sordariomycetes; Glomerellales; Glomerellaceae. Gene Ontology annotation, molecular function: dipeptidyl-peptidase activity; oxidoreductase activity. The record is from RefSeq and is a predicted model, not a curated record. The transcript is spliced from 6 exons. The coding region runs from base 1 to 2475 and encodes 824 amino acids.